CAGGUCUCUGUCCAUCAACACAGACGACAAGAUGGAAGCCUACCAAAGAUUCAUCCAGGAUGGUAAAGCCGUUGCCAGACAAGGGGACAUGACUAAAGCACUGAAGUUUUUCAGACUGGCGUACAACAUUCACCCGAGUCAAAAACUGGAGAGCAGGAUAAAGAAAAUCGAGGACCUUCUUGCUCAAAAUGACUCGGAGGAUGAAGAAGAGUUUGUUGAUGUGAACAACAGCGGUUUAUUGCUUUACAAAGAGUUACAUGACAAGCUUUACAACUACCAGAGGAACGGAGUGGCCUUCUUGUACAGUCUCUACAGAGAUGGGCAUAAAGGUGGGAUCCUGGCAGAUGACAUGGGCCUCGGUAAAACCAUCCAGGUGAUAUCAUUCCUCUCUGGCAUGUACGACAACGAGCUUGUCACACACACGCUGCUUGUCAUGCCAACUUCGCUCAUCACAAACUGGACCAAGGAGUUUGCCAAAUGGACUCCCGGCAUGAGGGUGAAGGAGUUUCACGGCGCCGGCAAAGAGCGAACGAGGAAUCUGGAGAAAGUUCAGAGGAGAAGUGGUGUCAUCAUCACCACAUACACGAUGCUCAUCAGUAACUGGCAGCAACUGUCCUCAUACAAUGGCAAGGAGUUUGUGUGGGACUAUAUGAUCCUGGAUGAGGCACACAAAAUAAAAACCACCACCACAAAAACGGCCAAAAGCGCCAACGCCAUACCCUCAAAAAACAGAAUUCUCUUGACAGGCACUCCAGUCCAGAACAACCUGAAAGAAAUGUGGGCUCUCUUUGACUUCGCCCUCCAAGGCACUCUCCUCGGCACAGCGAAAACAUUCAAAACAGAGUAUGAGAACCCUAUCACCCGAGCCAGAGAGAAGGACGCCACUCCAGGGGAAAAGGCUCUCGGUUCUCGGAUGUCUGAGAACCUCAUGGCCAUAAUAAAACCCUACUUCCUCCGCAGGACAAAAUCUGAAGUGCAAAAAGACAAAAUGAAUGGCACACAUCCAUGCAAAGAGGAAUGUUCAGACAACCAGGAGGACGGCCGAGUCCCAAACACUCCAAAAGACUCUGGAGCAGUCAUGCCCAAGCUGACCAGAAAGAACGACCUGAUCGUGUGGACGUACCUGAGCUCUGUCCAGGAGGACAUCUACAGGCAGUUUAUUUCACAGGACCACAUCAAGGAGCUGCUCAUGACCACCAGAUCACCUCUAGCUGAAUUAAACAUCAUAAAAAAGCUAUGCGACCAUCCAAGACUGCUCUCUGCAGCCGCCAUCGCCAAGUUAGGCUUGGAUGAAAGUGCAACUGAAAGUGAGCAGAAUGAAAACUCAGAGGUAGACACAGGCAGCAUCGCUAACAUUCCUGACGACACCUUGAUAUCGGAGUCUGGGAAACUUGUCUUUCUGUUCGCACUUCUUGGACAGCUCCGAGAGGAAGGCCAUCGCACUCUCGUCUUUGCUCAUUACAGGAAAGUGCUUGAUAUCAUUGAACGCAUCUUGGGCAACAGAGGCUUCAAAGUCAUGAGACUGGACGGCACCAUAACUCAGAUUGCAGAAAGAGAAAAGCGCAUCACUGCGUUUCAGGUGGACAAAAGUUACUCCGUCUUCCUCCUGACAACUCAGGUUGGAGGAGUUGGCAUCACUUUGACGGCAGCAGACCGAGUCGUGAUCUACGAUCCCAGCUGGAACCCAGCAACAGACGCCCAGGCUGUUGACAGGGCAUAUCGCAUCGGACAGACUGAAAACGUCGUCAUCUACAGGCUGAUCACCUGCGGCACUGUUGAAGAAAAGAUCUAUAGACGGCAGGUUUUCAAAGACUCCCUCAUCAGACAGAAUACCGGGGACAAGAAGAACCCUUUCCGGUACUUCAGCAAGCAGGAGCUGAAGGAACUCUUCACUCUGGAGGACACACGGUCCUCCUCCACACAGUUGCAGCUCCAAGCCCUGCACUCCAGACACCGACGGACAGACCCUGAACUGGACGAGCACAUCGCCCACCUCCACGCCAUGGAGAUGUUUGGGAUCUCUGACCACGACCUCAUGUUCUCUCUCGAUGUCAACCAGGACGAGGCCCCUGAGGACCAAGACGCCUACCACUACAUCGAAGGGAGGGUCCAGAAGGCCCAGGAGCUGAUGAAGGCUGAGUCAGAGUUGCAGAUGCAGCUGGCAGAGAGCAUGGCAUCAAGCACAGAACCAGUCUGGCUCCGACAACCGCUGGACAACAACAGAGAGGGGUCCAAUCAGCAAAAAACAAGAAACCCAAGACCAAGUCCUUCAUAUCCACAGAAUAACUUCAGCAGCUCACCACUUGUGGUGGACUUGGACCAGUCUGGUUCUGACAAGCAGGAUCUGAGUCACCGAGUCUUUGAUCUGACUGCAGAAAACAGUAUUUCUGAAGAACAAUCUGUUGUAGAAGUGAACCACGACAAUCUUGCUGAGCAAAACCUGGAUUCCCCAAAACACCACCCUGUUGAGCAAGAGAAGAGUUACUCAGAAGAGGCAGAUGCAUCUGUUCAGGAGGUGAUCGAGGAGUCUUUGGUGGGGUCGGAGGCCAGUUUUGCUACAGCAGGGGAUACUGCUGACACCAGCCUUCAAGAAGUAAUGGAAAAGUCUGCAGUGUCUGAGCCCGCAGCUGCUCCGGCAGGUGACGGCAACCUGGUGUACGUUACGUUGGUCGAUGAAGGUGAGCAGCUGCUAAAUGGAACCUCACACUCAGAGGAUGACUACAAGAUGGACUUGGGGCGUCCACAUGUCACCACUGUGCAGAACAAAAGAUUUUCUGCCUUACAAGCGUCCAAUUCAAGCUUCAAAGCCGACACAUCAUCCAGAGCGAGCACCGGGCUUGAGUCCUUCGAAGGCAACUUCAACUUACAGCUCGAGGAGAGCGACAUGUUCUCAGACCACGAGUUCCUGGAUCAGCAGACCGAAGCAGAGGAGAGGAGGCUGCUGUCACAGCUGCAGAUGGAGGGAAGUUUUGACAUCAAUAAAUCCCUCUCUGAGAGACAACAGCGAGAUGGACGAAGCAUCAACACUGCCUCUGAAAUGGACGAGUUGGUGAAUGAUUCUAUUGUGACCUUCAAAAAGAAAAGAGCAGCAGUGAUUUGUGACAGUGAAGAAGACGGAGAGGAGGAGGAGGAUGAUGAUGAUGAUGAAGGGAGUCAACUCAGCUACUCCUUCCAGGUUCUUGGAGUGUCCACACCAAAGUCAGCACCUUCUGGCUCCACCCCUCUUCGGUCAAGAAAGAGCACUGGAGGAAACACCUCGGUGGCCUCAUACCGGUCACUCGUCCAGUCCAUCAUCGAAGACAUAGACAACAACCAGGACGUGUCCGAUGAAGCUGAAGAGGAUGACGUCAUUGGUUCAAGUCAUGAAGAGCUUCAGCUGGAGGAGACUGUUGGAGAGACGUUAGACACUGAAGGUGAGGAGGAAGAGUCAGUAGAUGCCGUUGAUGAGUCGGAACAGGAAAUGAGCAGUAACAUGGAGGAGUCAACCAGCGAUCCUGAGUUAGCCUCCGAUGAAAGAAUGGAUCAGUGUACUGCUGAUAAAGGCAUCAAGAUGACCGUGAAGGAGGGCGUCAUUGAGGAGGAGAGCUUCGACUCGCUGGUCAGGCGAGGGAUGGAGUGCCGCAGCAAAGGGAAGCUGGACGAGGCCCUGGACUUCUUCCUGAGAGCUAUUGACAUCAAACCUGGAGAUCCUGAAAUUCAACUCAUCACCAUCCAACUGUACCGGCAACGGAGUCAGAGAAGUUAACAAAAUAAUCCUACGAACUUCUGCCACCACAUGAGAUUAUAGUGGAUAAUCAGGGCUGCCCAACCAACAAUGUGUUCAUUUGUCCACUUAUUUCGUAACUUUGACACUUGAUGUUCUUCAUAAACUACGAUUUGUAGUCGGAAUCUGCCAUAUUGAACUGUGAACAACUAUAGACUGAGCUCUGGUGGUGUGUGCUGUGCACUACAUACAAUGAGUUUGUAGUAGCAGGAAGAGCACUUGGAUUCAUGGUAGUAUUGAAAAAGAAAUGCUUGGGAUAUCUAAAUAUGCCGGAAUACUGUGAUACUGGACAAGCCUAAUAUGACAAUACAGAGACGCUGAAAUCUUAUGUUGCACAGACUUAAAAUAUUUGUUGGAAUGAAAAUGUGGUUGAUGAUAUUUUAGAUAUCUGACUAGUUCAGACUUUGCACAGAAAUAUAAAAACCUUGACAGUUACAAACUGUGUCUCUAAAAAAUGAAUGUUUGUCAUCUGCAGCACACAUAAUAAGUGUGUGUAUUGCUGCUGCUAAAAGCCUGUAUGAUGUGUUUGUGUAUGAAGAUUUUAUUUGUGUUUCUUGUAUUCAGUUCUGAGAGCUGCGACACCUGUUCAUUGAACUCUUGCUUACAUGUUCAGCUUAUGUUUUGGAGGGGGGAAAAUAUCAUUUUUUUCUUCAUGUGUCCAUUAUAGUCAACAGUAAAAGGUUUUAUUUCCAUAUAACCUAUACCUAAUCUACUUGUAUAUAUUUACAGAAAAAGUUCAAAUAAAA
Messenger RNA from Plectropomus leopardus (leopard coralgrouper), 4509 nucleotides. NCBI's taxonomy places the organism in Eukaryota, Metazoa, Chordata, Actinopteri, Perciformes, Serranidae. The record is from RefSeq and is a predicted model, not a curated record.